GCGUUUUAUCCAUUUAUUCGAUUCUGAAGCAGGGAUUCAGACAAAGACCGAUCAAAGACUUCCAAGUAGAUGCAUAGAUUAACGUUAAGCUUUUUUUUUAAUUAAUCGAUUGUUUUUGUAGUUUUUAUCCGUUUGUAAAUUGGUUUAGCGACGCUAAGGAUAUUAUGUAUAAUACGGUCUGGACGACGGAUAAAUCCGGGGAGGAAGGAGGCUGGCGGGACGUGAUGAUGCCCUACUCCACCGAGCUCAUAUUCUACCUGGAAAUGGACCAACCGCCCGCUCUUCCUCUGAAGGCUCAGGAGUCUUCAUCGGUCGGGCCGGGAGGCGGCACCGGCGCCAAGGAGGGCGGGUCGGACGGGUCGCUGCAGGAGGCAGAGUGGUACUGGGGGGACAUAUCCAGGGAGGACGUGAACGAGAAGCUCAGGGAUACGCCCGACGGCACCUUCCUGGUCCGGGACGCCUCCACCAAGACGCAGGGCGACUACACGCUCACUCUGAGGAAAGGAGGCAACAACAAGCUGAUAAAGAUCUACCACCGGGACGGGAAGUACGGCUUCUCGGAACCGCUGACGUUCCGCUCCGUGGUGGAGCUCAUCGGCCACUACUGCCACGAGUCUCUGGCCCAGUACAACCCCAAACUGGACGUGAGACUCCUGUACCCGGUGUCCCGCUUCCAGCAGGAGGUGAAGGAGGACACCAUCGACGCCGUGGGCAAGAAGCUGCAGGAGUACCACCAUCAGUACCAGGAGAAGAGCAAAGACUACGACCGGCUGUACGAGGACUACACCAAGACCUCACAGGAGAUCCAGAUGAAGCGGACGGCCAUCGAGGCCUUCAACGAGACCAUCAAGAUCUUCGAGGAGCAGUGCCGCACGCAGGAGCACCGUUGCCACGACGACGACCAGAAGGAGGCGGAGAGCGUCACGAACAACUACGAAAAGCUCAAGUCCAGACUCGGAGAGAUCCACGACAGCAAGGUCCGGCUGGAGCAGGACCUGAAGACCCAGACCACGGACAGCCGGGAGAUGGACAAGAAGAUGAACAGCCUGAAGCCAGACCUGAUCCAGCUCCGCAAGAUCAGGGACCAGUACCUAGUUUGGCUGAACCACAAAGGAGUCCGUCAGAAACGGAUCAACGACUGGCUCGGCCUAAAGGACCAGAACCUGGACGAGAGCUGCUCCGUGAACCAAGAAGAAGGAACGCUGCCUCACUACGACGAGAAGAGCUGGUUUGUCGGGGAUCUGAACCGGACCCGGGCCGAGGAGCUGCUCCGCGGGAAGCCGGACGGCGCCUUCCUGAUCCGAGAGAGCAGCAAGAAGGGCUGCUACGCCUGCUCCGUGGUGGCGGACGGCGAGGUGAAGCACUGCGUCAUCUACAGCACGCCGCGAGGCUUCGGCUUCGCCGAGCCCUUCAACCUGUACGGCAGCCUCAAGGACCUGGUGCUCCACUACCAGCACACCUCGCUGGUGCAGCACAACGACUCGCUCGACGUGCGCCUAGCAUACCCCGUCUACGCACAGGAGCCCUCCGGACUCAGAUGAGCUCCGCCCACACAGAAGGCGGGGGCGGAGUUUAACCACAACAAUAACCACCACCACCAGAAACUAAACUCGUGCUGCAGCACACACAUCAGCCAACUGGGAGCUACAAAUAUAUUUUUACAGAAACUAUUUCAGAGGGCAUUCUUUAUAAAGACUGCUUGAUUUGCACAAGGAAGUUUUAAAUGUUCGUGAAUGUGAAAUUUAAAAAAACAAGUGAAGGAAAUGGAGGAGAUGACCACGUGUCAGGU
This is a messenger RNA of Nematolebias whitei (Rio pearlfish), 1789 nucleotides long. RefSeq names its product phosphatidylinositol 3-kinase regulatory subunit gamma. The coding region runs from base 165 to 1541 and encodes 458 amino acids. Gene Ontology annotation, molecular function: 1-phosphatidylinositol-3-kinase regulator activity. Lineage: Eukaryota; Metazoa; Chordata; Actinopteri; Cyprinodontiformes; Rivulidae. Gene Ontology annotation, biological process: phosphatidylinositol phosphate biosynthetic process; insulin receptor signaling pathway. Gene Ontology annotation, cellular component: phosphatidylinositol 3-kinase complex. The transcript has 9 exons. The record is from RefSeq and is a predicted model, not a curated record.